Messenger RNA from Mobula hypostoma (lesser devil ray), 5986 nucleotides. RefSeq names its product mediator complex subunit 27 (gene med27). Gene Ontology annotation, cellular component: mediator complex. Gene Ontology annotation, biological process: regulation of transcription by RNA polymerase II. The coding region runs from base 17 to 952 and encodes 311 amino acids. Lineage: Eukaryota; Metazoa; Chordata; Chondrichthyes; Myliobatiformes; Myliobatidae. The record is from RefSeq and is a predicted model, not a curated record. The transcript is spliced from 8 exons. Gene Ontology annotation, molecular function: transcription coactivator activity.
AGGCAGCGGUGGGAAGAUGGCGGAUUCUUUGAGUGUUGGGAUUAAUCUUGAUGCAUUUGCUCACGCGAUUAACGCCAUUCAACAACUUCGCUCCAGUGUUACCCGCGUUUUUGAUACUCUCAAGGAUGGGAUGAAGAACAAAGAGACGUUGGAAGGCAGAGAGAAAGCGUUCAUCAGUGAUUUUCAGGAGAACCUUCAUGCUGUCAACAGGGAUCUGAAUGAGUUGGAACGUUUGAGUAACUUGGUAGGGCGACCAUCAGAGAGCCAUCCUCUCCAUAACAGUGGCUUAUUGAGUCUCGAUCCGGUGCAGGAUAAAACUCCCCUCUACAGCCAACUUUUGCAGGCAUACAAAUGGUCUAACAAGCUCCAAUAUCAUGCUGGUCUGGCUUCUGGUCUGUUAAACCAGCAGUCCCUGAAAAGAUCAGCUAUGCAGAUGGGUGUAUCUGCAAAACGUAGACCAAAAGUUCAACCUACCACCCUUGCUCUGCCACCUCAAUAUGUAGAUGAUGUUAUUGCACGGAUUGAUCGAAUGUUUCCUGACAUGUCCCUUCAGUUAUCCAGACCAAAUGGUUCAUCUGCUGUGCUACUGGUUACGCUUGGAAAGGUUUUAAAGGCAAUUGUUGUAAUGAGGAGUCUAUUCAUUGAUCGGACAAUCGUUAAGGCUUACAAUGAAAACGUCUACACAGAAGAUGGGAAGCUGGACAUAUGGUCCAAGUCAAAUUAUCAAGUCUUUCAGAAGGUGACGGAUCAUGCCACUACAGCAUUGCUGCAUUAUCAGCUGCCUCAAAUGCCGGACGUAGUGGUCAGGUCCUUCAUGACUUGGCUGCGAAGUUACAUUAAAUUAUUCCAGGCUACAUGCCAGCGAUGUGGAAAAUUUCUUCAGGAUGGACUACCUCCCACAUGGAGGGACUUCCGCACGCUUGAGGCCUUUCAUGAUACUUGCAGGCAGUAACAUUUGACUCCUGGUCUAGUUGCUAAGGAUCAUAUCAGGAUUUAAUGAUGUAUACUUCACAAGAUUCAAAGACAUUGAUUUGAUAUGCCUAGUUUAAGGAUUCUAAACUAUUUCCUGCAGGGUAGAAUGAUUCUUCCACCAAUUUUGUAUUCAGAAAAAAUUAUUUUAUUAUAAAAGACCUUAAAUUCAUACGAAUAGUGUUACAUAUAAUUAGGGUAUGUAAAUCAUUGAAUUUAACAUUUUAAGUGUAAAUUUAAAAAAAAUUAUAUCAUGGUUUACAUGUGUACAUUAGGACUUACUUUAAUACACGUCCUUUUUAUUCUGCAUUCAUAUCAUGUUCCAGUCAAGCUUCUUUUACCUGUAUACUCGGCUGACUGUGCUAAAAUCAGAAAUUCAUAAGGCUCUUCCAUUUAAGUGUACAGCCAUUAAUGUUUACAGCAAAGUUUUGCCAAGGGUUAUGUUGUCUUAUUCUUUGCUUUCUGCCACAAACACUUAAGAUUGUUUCUUGUUUUCACUUCUCACCAUGUAAUUCUGAAAUUCAUUUUUCUUCUCAGUCAUAUUUUCAUUUCAUUAACUAAAUUAACAUAUUUUAAACAUAUGAUUGUAGAGAUGGCUAUAUUGCAGUUAUAAGACUCAAGGUAACAUUUCAUCAUUAACUUCAGUUUCAACACCAUUGUUCCUAAGACAUUUGAUGGACAGCAGGAAAUAUGCAGUUAUUUUUUUGAUACCUGGGGAAACUAAUGUAAUUAUUCUUUAUGAGAGGUAGCAGAUAAUUGUAUGAAAGAAUAUCACACCCAUCAGUCUAUUCACAUUUCAACAUGGGGUUCUGGAAUGUUCUUGAAGAUGUCUUUGCAUUAUUUUUGGUGAGACAACAAGCAGAAACUAGACUAAAUUGUCGAGUCAUAAUAGAAAAUCAUAAUUUGAAUUGGCCUUUAACCUCAGUCUAAUGAGAGGUUUCUGAAGAGAAAUGACCUAGGAAAAGAUUGCCGGUUACUCCACAGGAUCAGGCAAAAUAGUGGUUACAUUUGCCCAGGUUUUCCAUGUCAGUUUUAGUCCAUAACCAGUUGCUUUUUCUAAUGGGCCUAUGAGUAUUCCUAUACUUGUCUCACUUGAAAAUGAUGUGGAUUGAGGUGCAUCUAGUGCUUCAACAACAUUUUCAAGAGAAAUGUUACUUUAAUGGUAUAAGCAGGUAAGCUUGUUAUAAAUCUUGUUUUGUCAUAGCCAGAAUUAUUUCAUGUUGAAUUGGAACCUAGAAAUUCUCCAUUUCAAAUUGCAUUGUGAGUUUUGAAUGUCAUGUUUUUUUUUAAAAUACUAAAUUGAACUGAUGGACUUUUCAUCGUCGAGUGCUUCAUUCAAUGAUGUGAUGGUUGGGUGAGCUAUUAGCCUCCCACAGCAAUUACGUGUACAUUUUGUGUGCCACGGUUCCCAAGGAGACAUUGGAUUGUGCGUAAUUAGGCACUUAGUGAGAUCCAUUAAAAAGAAGAUAGGUUUAAGUGGAGCGGCCAGUGUUAGAGUGGGGUGUUAAGGCUUUGGCGCGAAGAGGCAUAGACUGUAGAUAGAUUUUUUCAGUUAUUUAUUCUUUCUUUAUUUCAUAUUGCUCAUUUAGAGCAGUGGGGAUGCCGGGCAGGAGAGUAGAAUGCUCUUCUCGCAGGAUGUGGGAAGGCGGCGAGACCUCCAGUGUCCAUGAUGACUAUACCUGCAAGAAGUGCAUCCAGCUGCAAUUUUUAACAGACUGUGUUAAGGAGUUGGAGCUGGAACUGGAUGAACUCCAGAUCAUUCAGGAAGCUGAGGGUUUGAUAGAGAGGACGUACAGAAACAAAGAAAAAUCUGCAUAUGCUGGAAAUCAAAGUAAUACAUACAAAAUGCUGAAGGAUCUCAGCAGGCCAGGCAGCACCUUACAGCUACCUGGACUAUACCUCAUCCCACCCUGUCACUUGUAAAAUUGCCAACCCUUCUCUCAAUUCCUCUGUCUCCACUGCAUCUGCUCUCAGGAUGAGACUUUUCAUUCCAGAGCUAAUGAGAUAUCCUCCUUCAAAGAAAGAGGCUUUCCUUCUUCCAACAGCAAUGCCACCCUCACCCACAUCUCUUCCAUUUCACGCAUCUGCCCUCGCCCCAUCCACCCGCCACCCCAACAGUUCUAGGGUUCCUCUUAACCUCACCUACCACCCCACCAGACUCCGCGUCCAUCACAUAAUUCUCUGUAAUCAUCAUCUCCAAAGGGAUCCCACCACCAAGCACAUCUUUCCCUCUUCUCCCUCCCCCCCCGCCCCCACAAGCAUCAAGCACCACACCUGCCCUUACACCUUCUCCCUCAUUGCCAUUCAGGGCCCCAAACAGUCCUUUAAGUGAGGCAACGCUUCACCUGUGAGUCUGUUGGAGUCAUCUACUGUGUCCAGUGCUCCUAGUGUGGCCUCCUGUAUAUUGGUGAGACCCAUCAUAGAUUGGAAGACUGCUUCGCCAAGCAUCUGCUCCACUAGAAAAAGUGGGAUCUCCCAGUGGCCACCCAUUUCAAUUCUACUUCCCGUUCCCAUUCUGACAUGUCAGUCCAAGGCCUCCUGUACUGCCAUGAUGAGGCCACACUCAGCUUGGAGGAGCAAUCACCUAUAUUCUGUCUGGGUAGCCUACAACUUGAUGGCAUGAACAUCGAUCUCUCAAACUUCUGGUAAUUGCCUCCCCCCCCCCCCCCCAACUCCCCUUCACCAUUCCCCAUACCUAUUUUCCCCUCUCACCUGAUCUCCCUCUGGUGCUACUUCCUCUUCCUUUUCUUCCAUGGCCUUCUCUCCUCUCCUAUUAGAUUUCCCCUUCUCCAGCCCUUUAUCUCUUUCACUAAUCGACUACCUUGUACCUCUUCCUCCCCUCUCCCCCACCUUACUACUCUGACUUCUCAUCUCUUUUUUUCAGUCCAAAACAUCGACUAUUUACUCUUUUCCAUAGAUACUGUCUGGCCUGAUGAGUUCCUCCAACAUUUUGUGUGUAUUAGGACAUACAAGAAGGUAGUAAGGUGCAGGACACUGGGUAACUUUCAGGAGGGAAAAAGGAAACAGGCAGUCAGUGCAGAGUAUCCCUGUGGCCAUUCCCGUCAACAACAGGAUACUGUGGGAGAGGUGACCUAGCAGAGGAAAGUCACAGCAGUCAGGUAUCUGGCAUUGACUCUGGCUAUGUGGCUCAGAAGGAAAGGGGAGAGAAGAGGUGAGCUGUAGUGAUAAGGGGUUCUUUGGUUAGGGGAACAGAAAGGGGGUUCGGUGGAUGAGAAAGAGAUUCUCAGAUGGUAUGUUGACUCACAGGUGCCAGGGUCAGGGACAUCUUGUAUCGAGCCCACAGCAUUUAUGUGCGAAGGUGAACAGCCAGAGGUUGUGGUCCACAUCAUUACCAUUGACAUGGGUGGGAGGAUGACAAGGUCCUGCAAAGUGAAUUCAGGAAGUUAGAUGCUAAGUUAAAUAACAGGGCCUCCAGGGUUGUGAUCUCAGGAUUGCUACCCAUGCCACGUGUUAGUGAGGCCAGAAAUAGGAAGAUCUUACAGUUUAACAUGUGGCUAAGGAGAUGUGCAGGAAGGAGGACUUCAGAUUUUUGGAGCAAUGGGUUCUCUUCCAGGGAAGGUGGGACCUAUACCGAAGGGAUAGUUUGCAUCUGAACUGGGGGAGGGGACUAAUACCCUAGUGGGAAUGUUUGCUUAUGCUGCAUGCAGGAUUUUAAACUACAGUUGCCGGGGGUGGGAAUCAGAGUGCCAGAACAGAUAGUGGAGUGGUUGUGGAGAAAGCCUACAUACAAAGUCAGGAAUCAAAAAGUCGAGCAUGGUGGAGUUAAUAUUCUGAGCUGUGGAUAUUUUAGUGUAAGGAGUAUUAUAGGAAAGGCAGAUGAGCUCAGGGAAAAGAUCAGCACAUGAAAUUAUGACAUUGUAGCCAUUAUUGAGUCUUGGUUGCAGAUUGGAAGACUGCUUCGCCGAGCAUCUGCUCCACCAGAAAAAGCAGGAUCUCCCAGUGACCACCCAUUUCAAUUCUACUUCCCGUUCCCAUUCUGACAUGUCAGUCCAAGGCCUCCUGUAAUGCCGUGAUGAGGCCACACUUGAGAUUUGUCUCCUUACAGGCAGCCACAAAACAAAGAGACCUGAUAGAACCUGUGAAAAAGACCAUCAAACACCCAAUGUACAGAGGAAAAAAAACAUAAAUCGUGCAAACAAUAAAAGCAAGCAAUAACAUUCAGAAUUGAAGUUCACGAAAGUAAGUCCACAGCCAGGAAGGCAAUCAUCACUACAGCUGAUCAAGGAGCACGUUAGUACAGACCACAGCCUCAGUUCAGCGCAGAGGAGAGUAAACAGCAGCAAGCUGAACGCCGGCCUGUCUCUCUCCCGUGGCCCGAACACCCUGACCUUUUCAAUAUGGCCCGUCACUUAAAUCGGCCAAACUUCAGGUUGUUCCUUGCAAUUAGACCAGGGGCCUGUCACUUCGACAUGCUCUCAGGCCUGGGCCCUGCUGCUUCAAUUCAGCCCAUACCCGACCUUUCCAAUGUGGCCUGGCACUUGGCCAAGCAGCGGAUCAUUCUUCGUUCUCCGUUCUCGGGCCCAGGUCUUGCUGCCUCACCUCACCUCAGUACUGCUGCUUCCGAUCACCUUCAGGUCCAUUCCAGUAUUGGGCAGACAUUGGUUCAUUCCCCACUCUUGGGCCCAGGCCCCAACGCCUCAAUUUGGCUUGUACCUACCACACCACAACCAUGCUGCACCUUCAGUACUUCAGUUCACAGUGCAAAAAUACCAGGUGGUACAGGCGGUUCAAAAGUUCAACUUCAAAAGGGAAGUAGGUUAUUAAUUGCAGUGAUCAUUUCCAAAAACAAAAUUGAUCAAUAAAGUAGUUAAUAGUUUUGUUUACUCCCAGCAAGACGUCGCUGUGCUUCACCUAUGCCUUCUUAAAUAAAUCUGCAUUGUAGUAAUUUUAUGUAUUGCACUGUACUGCUGCUGUAAAAAAAACUAAUUUCAUGACAUAUGUGACUGAUGAUAUAACUGAUUCUGACUUGGGUCUCUAUUGUGGACUGAGAGUGGGA